AUGGCGGCUCGCGAAGCUGCAGAGCGAGAGCUCGCGCCGCUACAAGAAGAGCUGCGCAUUCUCAAAGCUCAGCAAGCUGGACAAGCAUCCGGCGCAGUUCCGAGCAUCUCCUUUGGUCCUCAUGACGUUGGUGCCGCAGGAGCGCCCACAAAUCAAAUCCAACAGACCCUGCUUCAGGAAAUGCUUGUCCUCAAGUGGAAAAACUCUCGGCUUCACGUCAAACUCGAUCGCCUUCAGGCCGAAAAUGUCCGCUUGCGCACUCAGCUGGAAUCUAGUGAGCGACGUGAGGCCGCCACACCAAAGGCCGCCACCCAGCCACAGUCUACCGAGGCUGCUCCUUCGGGAGCUGUACAGGCCCGAUUGGAAGACCUCGAGGGUGCCCUGGCUCUUGCUGAUGCCUUGCGCCAGCAAGCCGAAGAGGCGCUGGCGCGCGAGCGCGAACGAGCUGAUCGUCUUGAUCACCGCUUACAUGACAACCCCACCAAGGCCAGCAACACAACCCCAAGCGCUGCAGUUGCAACCACCGCCACCGAUCGUGACGAACUAGAGGCCAAGUUGCGCUCGACUGAAGCUGAGCUCAAGACCCUGCAGGGUCUCAACGCCCAGCUCGAGGAAGCCGACCACUUGGCUACCAAGCGCCAAGAAGAGCUCCGCAUGCUUCGCGAUCAACUGCAACGUCAAACACGUCUUUUGGAUGCGCUUGAGGCCGCAAACACGGAUGGCAGUGCUGAUGAGCUUUUAAAGGCGGAUCCCAAUCAGCUGGCUCGCGCCCUGCAACUGUCCCAGGAACAUAGGGAUAUGUUGGAUGAUCAGCUACAAGCUGAACGAGCCGUUGCUUUAAAACUUGCCGAGGAGCUACGCCAAGCCCACCGCCAGGAGCUAAAGGACCUGCAUCUCCAACUGGAUGAUGUUGUCCAGCGCAACGCAGAACUCAAUUCGCGCCUGCAAACGGCGCAGCACGCCGCCCAAGCAGCCCAGACAGCCAUUGCGGAGGAGAAGAGUCGAGCCAAAGCCUUACAACGCGAACUGGACCACUUGGACGACCAGCUGGCCUCAGCUACGCAAGGUGGCGAUGUGGGCACCCAGGCAUUGCACAAAGAAAAUGCACGCCUGCGGCAUGCGCUCAUCUCGUCGCGCGCACGCCAAGCACACCUCGAGGCUCAGCUGGAGCAGACUGACGUCAUGGCUGCAGAAAGUGCCGGACUACAGCAGCGUCUGAUCGCUGAGCGCGCUCGCGCAGAUCGUCUUGAUCAUGCCAUUGCAGGCGCCGGUGCCACAUACGGCACAGCUGCUGAGCGCAACCGCUUGCUGGCCAUGGAAGCUGCUGACGCAGCUGAUGGCGAUGCUAGUGCGAACAAAGAGGGGCAUGAAGAGCCUCAAGCUACGCCCGAGAAGGCCAAAGUCUCCGAGGACCUUGCAAAUGAUACCGCCUCUACCGGCCCCCUACGCUCGCUGCUAGCUGCCACACGUUGGCAGCUAGCAGCUGCGCAAGGCCGCUUGUCUCGUUUGCGCGCACAAACCUUUGACGAGCGCAGCGCGCAUGCCGACGAACGUCGGCGCUUGCAGCGGGACUUGGCUGCGUGCCAGGCAGACAAUGCAACGCUGGCAGAGCGAUUGUCUCAGCUUAUGGCAGAAGCGUCUCAUGACGCACUGCAUCAACCUGCUUCAGCCCAAACCGUACGUUCGGCAGAAGCAACCCGCCAACUGCAGGAGAAACUCACGGCAGCUCGCCAGGAAGCCAGUGCUGCACGGGAUGCCAACCACAGUGCCAACGCACGCACGCUGGAGGUUGCUCGCGAACUAGGUCAGACCAAGGCUCAACUGGCCGAGGUGCGCGACAGGGCAGCCUCGCGACCCGGCUCAAGCCGUGGAGGGGACACCUCCAAGGAUGCCAUGGCACGCCAGGAACUACACCGUACUGCCGAGCGCAAUGCAGUGCUGGAAGCAGAGAUUGCUGAGCUGCGACAGCAAAACGCUCAAAAUGUGGGAACUCCUGCCCAUACUCCCUCUUUUGCGCCUGGUAAAGCAAGCGCAGCGAUCGCAGUCGGCACUGACGAAUUACCAGCCCGGACGAGAGGAUUGGAGACGGAGGUUGACAAUCUGCGCCGUCAGCUUGAGACGGCGCGCGACCGCGCGGCUGCUGAAAGAACUGAGACCCACGAACAACAAGCUCGCUUGGAAGCUGAGCUGGCGGCAAGCGCACAGCAUAUCGAGGAUCUUCAACGCCGUUUGCGCGCACAGCGUACGGGCAGUAGUCAGCCUCCAAGCGAUCUUGAAAUCAAGCUUGAAGAUGCCCUGGCGCGCCUCCAGGAGCUGCGCGCUGAAAACGAUCGCUUGCGCGAACAGCAACGAAGGCGCGUGUUUGAGAAGCGCUCGGCGGCCAUGGAUGCACUGCGGCGAGCCCGUGGUCAUUCACGCGCCUCCAUUUCUGCAGCCCAAGACGUGUUGUCAGAGGCCGCGGCCCGCCGCGAGAAGGAAGGCGGUCGCGCCAACACACAUUACCAUGAACACAGCGAGAUGGUCUUGGAGACAGUCCGCUCCACUGAUCAAGACAUCGAGCACGCCUUGACUAUUCUAGAGGAGGACGUGACCAUCGACACUGCGGGCAACCCGCACGACGGUCAUGAGGAGGAGAAUGACCAUCUUCGACGCACGUUGAAGUGCAAGGAAACAGAGAUCUACGAGCUGGAGAUUCGUGAACGCCGCCACCGCCGUCGAAAGCCCAAACACGAGAGCGACGAGCUGGAAGAGGCGCGUCGCUCGUACAACGAGGCCCUGCAAGCUUUGGAUAUCCUGACCGAAGAAAACGCCCGCAUGGCCGAAGCCAUGGACAAGCAGCGGGCUCGGUUUGAGGAGGAGCUGGCUCGCGUGCGUGCUGAAAAGUCACGCCUGGAGGAUUCCUUGGUGGAGGAGCGAACCAUUGUGCAGCGAGAGCGUGCGGCACCCAAUAAUGAAGCCGAGCUCCAGCGCACAAUUGGACUCAAAGAUCAGAGCUUAGCCUUGCUUGAGCAGCGGCUGCGAGCCCUAGAAGCGGAUAAUGCCGACCUGACAGCGCAGGUGGACGCAGCAGCUGCACGUCGACGGGCAGCUGAGGAUCGUUUGACUGAACUUCAGGCACAGCUUGACGCUGAGCGUGCCAAAAAUGCUGCCUUGGAAACUGAGCGCGAUAACCUAAAGCGCCAUGCGGAUGAUGUGGCGCACCAGGAGCGCCACCGAAGUGACGCGAGUCGGGCCCGUGAGGACGAGCAGGCACGAGAAUUGGCGCGCGAGAAGGACCUGAAUCGUGAGUUGGAAAAACAUCUCCGUUUGGCUGAGGAUGACAUUCGGCGUUUAUCUCAAGCCCUAGAUUCAGCCUCUCGAGAUCGCAGUCAGCUGACCGAGGACCUGCGAGCUGGCGAGGCGCUACAAAGCAAGCUGGAUGAUGCACAGGUUGGGUGCCUUGGCUCAUUUCUCGGUGUCAAGAGCGCCAGGCAAAGAACGAUGCACUCACCCGCGAGCUCGCCGAUCGUGAGCGCGCCCUCCGUGACGCCCAACGCCAGGAACGAGCUUACCGGCCGUGUUUGCUUAGCUUUGGGCCAGUCGAGGGUGGUCGGCAAGAUCCUCGUCGCUCAGCAGCGUCACGCUUGGGGCGGCCUGACUCGUGGUCUCGCGCUGGGAACAACGGAGCAAGUGCCGGCCCAGAGGGACACUCUCCGAUGCACGGCUCGCGUAGCCUGCAUGCCUCUGGGCAUGGGCCCGGUGCUGCUGAGCGUCGUGGUCCUCACAUGGGCCCAUCUCGCUCGGCGUCUACGGGUGAUCGCCCCCGCCGAUACAUUGCCAUCUACGACCAUGAACCGGAUGCCGCCGCUCAGCCCGGGCCCUCCUCGACCGGAUGGGCUGGUGGAAGUCCGCAUUAACAAUGCCCGUGGCCUGGUGCCUUAUGAUUACCUUGAGCCCAUGAACUCGCCCUACCAGACGCCUCGCACCCACCUCUUGGGCCAGAUGGCAAGUCCACGAGACAUGACACGCGGCGGUAGGGACCGAGGUGGGGCACGAUCCGCACACCUAGCCGGUGCCUCCAAGCAGAUGGUCGCAAAGCUGGACUAUGAUCCGCGUCGCGAUGGCACAAACACCACAAUUCCCGUUGAGGACCAGCUGCCCUUGCGCCGAGGCGAUCGCUUGCUGGUCAAUGUGGGCGGUCGUAGCCGGCCCGAUGGUUUUGUCAGAGCUCAGUUGUUUACAUCGAGAGAGAAUGCGCUUGAUGCAUUGUCACGCUGCCUCUUCAUGCUCGUCGGCCUCCAGUGCGUCGUGGUACUCGGCAAAAACGGCAGCUUCCUCGUGUAG
Messenger RNA from Monosiga brevicollis MX1, 4323 nucleotides. RefSeq lists its product as uncharacterized. The transcript has 11 exons. Lineage: Eukaryota; Choanoflagellata; Craspedida; Salpingoecidae. The coding region runs from base 1 to 4323 and encodes 1440 amino acids. The record is from RefSeq and is a predicted model, not a curated record.